AUGUUUCGCAGUGUGGCCAUUUUGUGUGCAGUAGCUGCAGUCUCCAAUGCUGGACUUCUGCCUGCAGCUGUGCACUACUCCCCUGCUGAAGCUGUCUCCUCUCAAAGUAUUGUGCGCCAUGACCAACCACACACAGUUGCCACGAAAUUGGUAGCCACCGCACCUGUGGCCAAAUUGGCAGUCGCCGCUCCAUCCUCUUACUACAACGCUGCCCCCGCCUCUUAUUACAACGCUGCCCCUGCCACUUAUUAUAACGCUGCCCCAGCUGCCGUAACUUACCACGCCGCACCAGCGCGCGCAACUUACCAUUCCACCCCAUCUGCCGUCACAUACCAUGCUGCGCCCGCCCCUGUUGCGUACCACACCAGCCCUGUCCAAUACGCUGCGCCUGUUGCUAAAGUUCUUACCCACCGUGAAGAGGAAAUUGCCUACCCAAAAUAUGAUUUCUCAUACUCUGUCGCUGACGGUCACACCGGUGACAACAAGUCCCAACAAGAGUCCCGAGACGGUGAUGUAGUGAAGGGAUCGUACUCGUUCCACGAGGCCGACGGAUCCAUCAGGACUGUGGAAUACUCCGCCGAUGAUCACAAUGGCUUCAACGCGGUGGUGCACAACUCUGCCCCCACCGGUGCUCCAGCUGUCAUCAAGACUCCCGUCUAUGCCGCUCCCGCUCCCAACCUCUAUUACAAACAUUAA
Molecule: messenger RNA, 696 nt
Organism: Parnassius apollo (apollo)
Lineage: Eukaryota; Metazoa; Arthropoda; Insecta; Lepidoptera; Papilionidae
Source: the annotation of a GenBank genome assembly